CUCUCCGAUGGAGAAAUUAAUGUCCUCGGGGGGUAGAAAGAAUCAAGACUCGCGGUGGAAACGAACUCGAGAUUUUAUGUCAAUACGAAGGGUAGAGAGAUCGAGGUAUCUCGAUAAUUUGAAAAUCCUCGAUGAAUCUUCAAUGGCUAAGAAAUAUGAAGAUUCUUCCGAUUCGUUGAAAAUCGGUAGUCAAAUCAAGAAACGAGAUAAUAAUUCACAUAAUACAUUACCAAUUGGAAAUUACACAACUACCGAUAAGACAACCUUGAAUUAUCUAAGGGAUCAUAGUCCUUAUCUUCCAUACAAUAUUAACACGGUUCAUCUACAAAAUCCAUAUAAAACUCCUCAACGUCUCGAAGGAUACGCUUUGCGUGACACCAAUUUUAAGGGAAUGUAUCGAUCGAGGGAAUCGACACUACGAUCAAGAUACAAUCGGAAUGGUUUAACAACAAGAGAUACGAUUACUUCAAAGAAUUACGAGCAAAACGAAGAAAAACGUGACAAAAGCCUGAAAAAUGUACAAACCUGUUUAAAGACUACAGAGAUUAAUACCAUUGUGAAACAAUAUUGCUUGAACAGUACUCUUCAUGGUUUACGUUAUGUCGGAGAUUCAAAAUUAUCGAUCGUAGAAAGAAUCUUUUGGAUAAUUUCUUUCACCACCGCGGUACUAACAGCCACAUAUUAUAUCUGGUUUUUAUAUCAAAAGUGGGUCUCGUCUCCCAUUAUAAUUUCUUUAAGUCCCGAACCUGUUUCUGUCAACGAAUUUCCAUUUCCCGCAGUUACCAUUUGCAAUAUGAACAAUGUAAAAAGAAGCGAAGCGAUCCGUAUAGGGAAUGGAGAAAAUAUGCGUGAGAAAUUAUUGUUGGAGGAUCUUUGUAAUAGCGAAAAUACCUCCAUUGCUUUCGAUUUAAAAGAAAAAGCAGUGGAAUGGAAUGCCAUGCGUCAUUUUAUGAUAAAUGUAUCGCAAUCAUGUAACGACAUGUUGUAUUACUGUCAAUGGCGUGGCAAUCAGACAGAAUGUGACAAGAUUUUUAAUCCUACGAUGACCGAUGAGGGUAUUUGUUGUAACUUUAAUUCGGUAAAUCGUAAACAUUUGUUUCACGAUCCACGAGAUUGGCCUGAUCUGAACAUUACUUUUGCCUUCACUGGUAUUGAUUGGAAUCCUGAAAUUGGAUAUGAUAAACAAGUUCCAUCAGAUGCCAUACCAUGGAGACCUUAUGGUGCUGGCCUUUCUUAUGGCUUAACUUUAGUUCUUGAUGUCGAUGUUAAUGAAUAUUAUUGUUCUUCGACAGCUAGUGCAGGCUUUAAAAUGCUACUACACAGCCCUGUUGAAACACCAAAAAUUGCAGAUUUUGGGUUUGCUGUAGCUCCUGGUAAAGAGGUCAGAGUUAUUGUAUCACCUCGAAUAUCAACAGCAAGCAAAUCUAUAAUAUCCAUACCUCAAAAGAAGAGAAAGUGUUUUUUCACAUCUGAGAGAAAGUUACGUUAUUACAGGACUUACACACAAAGAAACUGUAUCCUGGAAUGUGAGGCAAAUUUCACACAAAAGAUGUGUCAUUGUGUCCAAUAUUAUAUGCCAAAAUCAUCAAAUACUACAAUUUGUGGAAAGAAAGAUGACCUGUGUGCUACUACAGCACGAAGAGCAAUGGAAAUUAAACUCUAUGAUGAUAAUCAAUUGAAUAUUACUGAAAUACCAAGCUGUAAUUGUUGGCCAGGAUGUUUUGAACUAAGUUAUAAUUUAGAGAUAUCAGAUAGCAAAUUGUUACAUAAUUUUGGCAUUCAAGAACAGUAUGUUAAAAAAAAUCAGAAAUAUUUUACUGAAAAUAUGGCAGUGGUACAUAUUUUUUUUGUGGACUCUCAAUUUACUAAAUCUAUGAAGAAUGAACUUUUUGGAUUUACAGAAUUUCUCUCAAGUACCGGAGGUCUACUUGGUCUUUUUAUGGGAUUUAGUUUCCUAUCUGUUAUGGAAAUUUUAUAUUUCAUAACAUUACGAUUAUGGUGUCGUCUAACUGAACAUAAAAAUGUUCCAUCACGUACUAUAGUCCAAGUACAUCCUUUGGAUCAUAAUCAAGGUAUAAUCUAUCCAUUUGCACAAUGAGCUUUAUAUGUGUUAAUAAAUAUUAUGAAUCGUUAUAAUUAUAUGUGCGUGUGUAUAUAUAUAUAUAUGUGUGUGUGUCAUAUAGCCAAAAUUUAUAUAUAUAUAUAUAUAUAGCCAAAAUUUGAAGACUUCAUAAAC
This is a messenger RNA of Vespula vulgaris, 2236 nucleotides long. RefSeq names its product pickpocket protein 28-like. Gene Ontology annotation, biological process: sodium ion transmembrane transport. The record is from RefSeq and is a predicted model, not a curated record. The transcript is spliced from 12 exons. Gene Ontology annotation, cellular component: membrane. Lineage: Eukaryota; Metazoa; Arthropoda; Insecta; Hymenoptera; Vespidae. Gene Ontology annotation, molecular function: ligand-gated sodium channel activity. Bases 8 to 2098 code for a protein of 696 amino acids.